Cooperia oncophora is the source of this 309-nucleotide messenger RNA. NCBI's taxonomy places the organism in Eukaryota, Metazoa, Nematoda, Chromadorea, Rhabditida, Trichostrongylidae. The record is from the annotation of a GenBank genome assembly.
AUGAACAAAGAGCCAAAAUACCGUCGCGGCAAGCUUAUAGCCAGAUCGCACUUAAUUGAAUCGGUCACUCAUCAAAAUCCUGAAAUGGCGUCUGCGAUGAAAUUCUGCUACUACUCGAAGAAUCAAGUUCGAAGGACACUCUCUACCAGCCCGUCUGUUCCGGACACGCGACUGGAAGAAUUUAAGAGGAAGUUCAGACGAAGCGGUUCCAUUGGAAUACCAUUCGUUCCCGAAGACGACAUCAAAAGGCUCUGUUUGGCAAGAAAAGGUUGUUUCGAGGAAGUAUUUGAUCAAAAAACUGUUCAGUAA